AAAAAAAAAAAAAAGAAAAGAAAAGAAAUGAAAAAGAAAAAGAAAAGAAACCCUACUUCCCUUUAUCUCUUUUCCAUCAUCUUUCUUUCUUUCUCUCAUUUCUGAGCAAGUCUCUCCCAUUGAUGUGAUUCUCCACCAUCAACGAACUUUUGCACAAAAGAGAAAGCUCUUCACAAGAAUUAUAACAAAUACUAUGGUUUUUCCUCCUCUCCCUUCUUAUUUGGAUCCUCCUAACUGGCAACCGUUGACGAAUCAUCAAACGGGAGGAAAUGACACUGCAGAGGAUUCUGGUCAAGUUUUACUACCUCCGCCACCUGGGGGUGGGGGAGGUGGUGAGAGUGCUGGUGGUGGUAGUACUGGGUCGAUUAGGCCGAUUUCGAUGACUGAUCGGGCUCGGUUGGCAAAGAUUCCGCAGCCAGAGGCCGGCUUGAAAUGCCCUAGAUGUGAAUCUACAAAUACCAAAUUUUGUUACUUCAAUAACUAUAAUCUUUCUCAGCCUCGUCACUUUUGUAAGACUUGUCGUCGGUAUUGGACACGCGGUGGUGCACUGAGGAAUGUUCCGGUUGGUGGUGGCUGCCGUAGGAACAAGAGAACCAAAUCUCGGAAUCGGUCGAAGUCUCCGGCAGCCAGCGAACGACAAUUAUUAGUUGGAUCAACUAAUUCCACUGCUGCAGUUUCACUUUCAACACAACCCCAUUUGCCGUUUUUGUCUUCUUUACAAAAUUUCUCUACUUACGGCCUCAAUUUGGGGAUAAUUCCGCCUCAAGCUCCUCCAACGAGCGGUGGCUCUGCUGCCGGAGGAGUGGAUGUUCAUGAAUUUCAAGGUGACCAUUGGAGAUUACAACAACCACAACAAUUCCCUCUCUUGGCUAACGAUCAACAACCUAAUUUGCUUUACACUUUCGAACCACCUGAAGGCGCCAUGACUCGGUAUAACCUUGGCGGAUUCUCGAGAUUAGGAAUUGAAAACGACAUUGGAAUGUCAAUGGAGGGUGAGGCGGUGAAGGUGGAGGAGAGUAAAGGAAUGAACUUGGGGAAGAAUUUUCAGUUUUGGGUUGGUGGCGGUGGCGGAAACGAUGUAAAUGCAUGGAGUGGCGGCGGCAGCGGUGGUAGCGAACUUCAUGGCUUCUCCUCAUCCUCCGCCAGCCACUUAUUGAGACAGGUGUUGUGAGCACAACUACUUGAAUUUCAUAUCUUGGGACUCCUUGAGUUAUUGGCAAUAUACUUUAGGUCCUCCCAAUGAGUAAAAUGUUCAUAUAAUGCGACGAUUUUUACUCAAAAUUUUGAGUUUAAAAGCUCAUAUUCUUUUUUACUUUCAUAUACUUUUGUUAAUAAUAUGUAUUUUCCCGACUACGAGGUCAAGAGAUCAUAUUCAAAUCUUCUGUUUCAAAUGUAGUGUUAGAACUAAAGAAAAGGAAGAAGAAAUAAUAUUAAUUAAGUCUUAAAAGGAGGUGUGUUAUCUAUUUAGAUAUUGUAUCCUAGAGAUAUUAUUGUAUUGUAAAGAUACAGAUUAUGGGGGGACUGUAAUUUUCUUAUAUAAAUUUUGCAAGAAUGGAGAAUGAAUUAAAAGGUCUUGGACUGUGUGCCCAUACAUAGA
Molecule: messenger RNA, 1597 nt
Organism: Cucumis melo (muskmelon)
Lineage: Eukaryota; Viridiplantae; Streptophyta; Magnoliopsida; Cucurbitales; Cucurbitaceae
Product: dof zinc finger protein DOF3.6
Exons: 3
Coding region: 194-1171 (325 amino acids)
Biological process (GO): regulation of DNA-templated transcription
Molecular function (GO): DNA binding; DNA-binding transcription factor activity
Source: RefSeq, a predicted model, not a curated record